Manis javanica (Malayan pangolin) is the source of this 2172-nucleotide messenger RNA. It is a transcript of the gene CHST14, whose product is annotated as carbohydrate sulfotransferase 14. The record is from RefSeq and is a predicted model, not a curated record. Gene Ontology annotation, biological process: carbohydrate biosynthetic process; dermatan sulfate proteoglycan metabolic process. Gene Ontology annotation, molecular function: sulfotransferase activity. NCBI's taxonomy places the organism in Eukaryota, Metazoa, Chordata, Mammalia, Pholidota, Manidae. Gene Ontology annotation, cellular component: membrane.
GGGGCCGGGGGCGGAGAGCCGCCGGGCGGGACAUCCGGCCUCAGUCCCUCGCCGCGCCCGUCCGCCUCCCGCUCAGGCGCCGCAACCCGGAGACGGCCACCCGAGCGCGCGGUGGGGCCUCCCGCCAGCGCUCGUGUCUCCCACCCCACCCGGCGCUGUGGGCCCUAGCGUUCUGCCCCGGACCUCAGCCUGAGCCCGCCUCCCAGGGCGCCCUCGCAUCAGCCGGGCCUGCGCAGGCCCCCAGCCCGGGAGCACCAUGUUCCCUCGCCCGCUGACCCCGCUGGCGUCCCUCAGUGGAGCGGAGCCCCUGGGCCGGGCGCUGCGGCGGGCCCCACCCGGCAGGGCCCGGGCCGGGCUCGGGGGGCCCCCUCUGUUACUGCCGUCCAUGCUGAUGUUCGCUGUUAUCGUGGCCUCCAGCGGGCUGCUGCUCAUGAUCGAGCGGGGCAUUCUGGCAGAGAUGAAGCCCCUUCCCUUGCACCCCGCCAACCGCGAGGGCGCGGCCUGGCGCGGGAAGGUCCCCAGGCCCGGGGGGCUGUCCCUGGAUGCCGGGGACUCGGACCUGCAGGUGAGGCAGGACGUCCGGAACCGGACUUUGCGGGCAGUAUGUGGACAACCAGGCAUGCCCCGGGACCCCUGGGACUUGCCGGUGGGACAGCGGCGCACCCUGCUGCGCCACAUCCUUGUGAGUGACCGCUACCGCUUUCUCUACUGCUACGUACCCAAGGUGGCCUGCUCUAACUGGAAGCGGGUGUUGAAAGUGCUGGCGGGUAUCCUGGACAGCGUGGACGUCCGCCUCAAGAUGGACCACCGCAAUGACCUGGUGUUCCUGGCAGACCUGCGGCCUGAGGAGAUUCGCUACCGCCUGCAGCACUACUUCAAGUUCCUGUUUGUGCGGGACCCGUUGGAACGCCUUCUCUCCGCUUACCGUAACAAGUUUGGCGAGAUCCGAGAGUACCAACAGCGCUAUGGGGCUGAGAUCGUGAGGCGGUACAGGGCUGGAGCCGGUCCCAGCCCUGCAGGCGAUGAUGUCACCUUCCCCGAGUUCCUGAGAUACCUGGUGGACGAGGACCCUGAGCGCAUGAAUGAGCAUUGGAUGCCCGUGUACCACCUGUGCCAGCCUUGUGCCGUGCACUACGACUUUGUAGGCUCCUAUGAGAGACUGGAGGCUGACGCCAACCAGGUGCUGGAGUGGGUGCAAGCACCAGCUCAUGUCCGCUUCCCACCUCGCCAGGCCUGGUACCGGCCGGCCAGCCCUGAAAGCCUGCACUAUCACCUGUGCAGUGCUCCCCGGGCCCUGCUGCAGGACCUGCUGCCUAAGUAUAUCCUGGACUUCUCUCUCUUUGCCUACCCACUGCCUAAUGUCACCAGGGAUGCCUGUCACCAGUGACCAUAGGUAUGGGCCAGCAUUUGUUGACAAUGCCAGCUUCCUGUGCUGCUGCCUGCUCUUUGGAGAAACCCUGACUCUGGGGCCUGGGGCUUCUCCAGAUGCCUAGGCGGCAGGGGCUGCCCUCGGAAGUUCCUUCCAGGUGUCCACAGUGGCUCAGAGGACAGGGGUGGACAGGAGGCCUGGUACUCCCCAUUGAGGGGAUUUCUUGUGGGCCAGUAUGGUCCUUCUUGCCCUUGGUAGGGCCAGACACCAGUUUGCCAGUGAAGCAACACAUCUGUGCUGAAAACUGACUCCAGGGGCCCCUGGCUGCAGGGAUUGAGCAGUUCACCAGGGCUACCUUAGCUUAGCCUGUGGCCAAACCUAGAGGUGUCUUCAACUAAGGAGCAGGACCAGAGCUGGGGGCCCCAUUCAUCCAUUCAUGUGUCUCAGGGCUGGAGUCAGCAGUUGUGCCUUAUAAAUGACUUUUGUGUCUUUCUGCUUCAGACUCAGAAUUUCCUAUACUUUACAAAUUCUUUCCAUUUUUCCAAGGAAAGGAAAACUGAGCUGGGUCCUUGCCUGGUAGCUCCAGGACCCAGCGCUGCAGGCCUCCAAAAAUCCCUGGGCCCAACCUGUUCUUGGAGCUCUGGGCACCUCUUUCCUCCCCCUAAGGUUGUGACUGUGGCUGGUGUAUCUGGGUGCCACUUUUUCGGUGCAUUUAUUUAAAAUUUGUACUUUUUGAUAGAACCUUUGUAAAGGCUUUGUUUUCCUAAUAGCUCAAUUUUUAAUAAAGCUGUUUUGUAUACAAA